AAAUUAUAAUAAUACGCGUAUAACUGAUGAUGACAACAAUGUUUUUCUGAAAUGUUUUUACGGUAAAAGUACAAGAUAUCAAACUUAUUUUAUAUUUUUUUAAAUAAAAUAAAACUAUUAUUUGUCGACAAAGAAAAGUAUAGAAGACUAGAAAUUUAAUAAUUUUUAAAAAAUAAUUUUGAAGCAGUUUAAAAAGUUUAAAAAGCGAAAAAAUAUUUGGAAAGAGAAUCUAAGAUUUUUAUACUGCACAUUAUUUUAUUUAUUAUAUUUCUAAAAUAUUCGAAAUUUAUCUCACCUUUAUCUUACAGAUUGUAACAGUGUUUAAGAGAAAAAAGUGAAAAUUUUAAGUAUGUAUUUUAAACAAAAUAUAUAAAUAAAUAAAAUACACCAAAGAGAUCUAAUGCAUUUUAUUUCGUUUGUUUUAAUAACUUUCCAUUUUAUGACUUUUUAGAUUGAUUCAAGGUCACUGCUUCAAAGAAACUUUGUCUUCUUCUAUGAUACUGAAAAAUAUAAAUUAUAGAAAAGUAUAAUGUUUAUUUAAUAAAUACACAAUAAUUUUUAUAAAAACUUCAAAAAAUUUAGAAAAAAAAUUUGCAUUAUUAAAUUCUAAAAGUAAUAAAAAUGUACGUUUUCUUAUAUCCGUUAUAUAUUAACAAUUACUUCAAGUAGCACUUAUCUAAAGAUACCCUGUAUGUAUUUGUAUGCAAAAAUUAUUAUUAUAACAAUUAUUUUAAUUUUUUGCAUAAAUGUAUUUUUCCGCGUAUUGGCAAUUUAUGUUUAACUAUUUGCAUAUAACAGCAUUAAAAAACACAAAUUCAAUAUGUACUACUAUGUUAACAUGUAUUUGCAUAAUAAUAAAAGAUACGCUAUCUGACGUGAGAGAUUCUAUAAGAGAUUUGUCUUCCACAAUUAAUUAUGUUGUUAUUAAUUAAUGUAAUUUAAUUUAACUUAAUGACUAGUAACAGCACAUUGUAUUAAGUACAAAUAUAUACAAAUAUAUAAGUGAAAAUUAAUAAUAGUAACAAUGAUAGUAUUAAUGUAUACGAAGAAUAUGUCGAAUUAGACUGAUAUAUCCACGAGGAUAGUAUAAAGUCUAUUUUGAAUGUAACAUCCAAGCAUCAUUCAGUAUUCAAUAUCGUUCAUGACAAUAUUGACUGCUCUUCACAAUCGGUUCGUACAGGGAACGCUGAUCAUACGUGCGUAGCUAGUCAUAAAUGUGAUCCAUUUGUGUUUGAUAAGUGUGUAGCAAGAAAAAUGAUUUUCAGACGUCUCAUCGAAUUAUUUACAAUGUACAGAUCGUAUAGAUACCGUCGCAUGUCAGGUGAGAGAAUAAGAUCUGAAGAUUCAGGGCCUGCAGAUUUUGAACGAGCAAUUACAGCGACAGGAUACGGAAAAUUUAAUUAUUUGCUAUUGCUGGCGAUACUACCAGCCAGCUUCUCCAGUAUUUUCUCAUCGUCAACGAUGUCCUACGUGUUACCGUCCGCCGAGUGCGAUCUUCAGCUAACAAUGUUCGACAAAGGCCUGCUGAAUUCAAUGGCAUUCGCAGGAAUGAUUUGCACAGCGUUUUUCUGGGGUUGCAUGACCGAUAUGUUCGGUCGUAAGAAAAUAAUGUUCUACGGUUACCUGCUUACUGGUCUACUAAGUAUAGCAACGUGUUUCUCGCACCGCUCUUGGCUUUUAAUAACGUUCAAAUUUUUUGAUGGUGUGAUCAUAUCCGGCCCAUAUGCGGCACUUAUGUCGUACUUAGCGGAAAUACAUAACGAAACACAUCGAUCGAGGUGUUAUAUGUGGCUUGGCGUGUUCUUCUCACUUGGAAACAUUUCCUUGCCAUGUAUUGCAUGGCUUAUAAUACCUCAAAAGUGGUACAUCACAUUUUUAGGCAAAACAACGGAGAUCAAUUCCUGGAGAAUAUUCUUAGCUAUUUGUUCACUGCCCGAGUUUCUGGCGUGCAUCGCUCUUUUCGCUUUCCCAGAAAGUCCACGUUUUCUUAUUUUAAAAGGUCGACACGACGAAGCAUUGAAUGUCUUUAAGAAAAUCUACUCGCUUAACACUGGAAAGGAUUCUGACACAUAUCCGAUAAAGAGUCUGGAAAAUGAAUUUUCCGUCGAAUCAAGCGGAGAACAUAUACGGGACAAGCUACAGAACUGUUGGAAGCAAAUAAAGCCAAUCUUCGUGCGACCCACCGUCUUCAGAUUGAUACUGAUUUCGAUGAUACAGCUUGGAGCAACAAUAGGAUCGAACUCGCUUCGGCUUUGGAUGCCACAACUGUUCGCGAUGAUCGAGAGUUACAAAAGUACUCUGAUGAAGAAUGAUAGCCACAUAUCGGGUUUGCAACCUUCAUUUUGUUACAUGUUAGGCCAGGAAAAGUCGCAUCUUAAUUUAACGCAGUACGUUAGCAAGACAAGUAAUUUUACGGUUGUAUGCGUUCCGGCGGAAUUGAACUCCAGAGUCUUUAUCAAUUCCAUUGUCAUCGCUAUGACGGGCGUUAUUGGUUAUACUUUAGCUGGUUCUUUGAUUACAAUGGUUGGAAAAAAGAAGUUAAUGGCAAUUUGUUUCGUCGUUGCCGCUAGUUGUUGCGGUUCAUUAUAUUGGGCUGAAGAUACUAAUGGUAUUCUCGGAUUGUCUUCGGUAUUUGUCGCUAUGACGAGUAUAGGUGGUGCAACUGUUAUUAAUGUUAUCGUCGAUAAUUUUCCUACAUAUCUAAGAACUAUGGCGGUUAGCAUAAACAUGAUGAUGGGAAGAAUUGGCGCAGUAAUUGGUAAUUUACUAUUUCCAAUUCUAUUCAAUCUAUCGUGUUUAGGACCAUUUAUUAUGAUUGGCUCAGCCUCUUUAGUAUCUGCAUUUUUGGUUGUUAUUCUACCUCGUAAAACAACACAAGGUGACAAACCAAAGGAUAUUGUUUGAUCUUUCUACAGAUACAUCUAACGUGUUUCAUUAUUUGUUUUAUUAUUAGUAAAAUAUCGUCGACAUGUAAAUAUUUUUUCAUCCUUAUGUAUUUUGAUAAAUGCUUUUUAUUUGCAAUAUUUUUCACUAUGUAAAUACGCAUGUUCAUCUAGCAAAUAAUAUUCACAAUUUCUACCUUUUGUAUACAUACAUACAUGUAUAUGUAAAAUAAACAAACGGAUUACAUGAUUGUAUAAUAAGUGUACGUAGGUAUAACAUGCAUGUAUAUACAUAUAAGAAAAAAUAUUUUAAAUACAUCCUGCAAAUGUAA
Monomorium pharaonis (pharaoh ant) is the source of this 3214-nucleotide messenger RNA. Its product is annotated as synaptic vesicle glycoprotein 2B. The transcript has 12 exons. The coding region runs from base 1255 to 2904 and encodes 549 amino acids. Gene Ontology annotation, molecular function: transmembrane transporter activity. Gene Ontology annotation, biological process: transmembrane transport. The record is from RefSeq and is a predicted model, not a curated record. Gene Ontology annotation, cellular component: membrane. Lineage: Eukaryota; Metazoa; Arthropoda; Insecta; Hymenoptera; Formicidae.